AUGGUUCUAAUUAGCGACAAGAAAUAUGCCUGUGAAACAUGUAUCAAAGGCCACCGCUCGUCGGCCUGCAAACACACCGACCGACCACUCUUCGAAAUCAAGAAAAAGGGUCGUCCGGUCACCCAAUGCGAGCACUGCAGAGAAUUACGAAAAACAAAACAAGUCCACGUCAAAUGCAUAUGUGAAGUGAAAGAACCGCCCUCCCCCACCUCCCUCCCCGGAAAGCCAAAGAAAAAAGGCACUCCCGUUAUCCCUGCCGAGGCCGCCUUCCCUCAUGGCGUGCCACAAGAACUAGCGUCAGACUCUGAACAAGGGGGCUCAGCGCCCUCUUUAUCGGGUUGUAGCUGUAAUGCUGGCACUGGAGAGUGUCACUGCUGUACUCCUCGUACUCGCCCCAGCCAACGCAAGCCAUCAGCACCCACGAGUACCAUUCCCAGUCCCACUCAACCCUCUUCCCCCAACCCCGAUUCGCCCAGCAAAGACCAUCGCACCCCAUCCCAUCAUAUUCUCGCUCGAAUUGCGGAACUUCGGCCCGUUCUCCCACGAAUGUCCGCUCGUGAUGCUGCCCUCCAAGCCCAGACAGGUGGUCAACAUGAUCUCUUCCACGGCUCAGGCCAUCAUCAUGCCGACCAUUUCUCUCCAUACGGACGAGCCUAUGCCCACGAAGGCGGAUUUUAUCAACAAGAUGCCCGCAGUGUGGAGUCACUUGUCAGCGUCAACUCGAUAUCUUCCCAUCUCAGCAGUCGUAGCCAAGGGAAGAACGUUAAAGCAGGCUCCAAAGGCCAAGCCGAACACGCCCAUGGCCCACGUAGCGCGUCCUUUGAUGGUCAACCGGGGACAUUCUCGGGCUUCUUCGGCGUUAACCAAGUACCACAAGCACAAGCGGAAUGGCGUUUACCACCGAGUCUAACACGAGCCUCCGGCGAACCAGCCCCAUACCCCCGUUCAGAACCCUCAUUCCCCCUUACCGAAGACGUCUCUGGGUUUGAAGGUAAUGCCUAUCCACGGUCUGAGGGUGGAGCUCAGCAAGAGCGGGUUACUCAAGAUAUGACCAACAUGCGAAUGUGCGGUUGCGGAGAGACUUGCGCUUGUCCUGGUUGUGCUUUGCACAAUCCAACGAACAGGAGUACGAGCUCAAGCCCUCGCGGUUGUGUCGAUGCUGCUUGUGGUGAUGCAUGUCUUGACUGCACCAUGUUGGAGUUAUCCGGCUUUACUAGCUUUGGCGAUGCCCCGACCAAGAAGGAAGAUGAUAUGUCAUCCCCAUUCGAGCCCUUCGAGAACGAAAUACCGACACAACCACCUGAAGCCCAAGUACGACUGGAAAGCUAUGACAUCGACGCCGAACGAUUUGAUAUUGAUCUUGAACUCGAAAAUUACGAUCCUGGGGUCCCAUAUGGGCCGGUCAACGCAUUUGAGCAAAUCGAUGAGUGGAUCCAAGCACUACCGCCUCCACCACCUUCGGGAACGGUCCAGUCCCCAUUCGAAUUCCCCGAAGGAGAACUCGCCUUAGAACAUUCACCUGGCGGUUUUGACUUGCAGGGCGCAGCUCCACCGACCUGGGGAUCGAUUCAAAUGUUCGACGUUGACGCUGAACAAAUGUCUCUUGCGGGUGGUCCCUCGACUCAUCAGCGAAGCGCGAGUAGCGAAAGUCGAUUGACUGGACUAAGUGGUACUUCUCCGGACUUGCCCGGUUUGGCAUUUUCCCAUUCACGCGGGAGUAGUGGCGCAUUCCUUACCGUGCCCGGUCCAGACGACCACCGCAGGAGUCGAAGCUCGAGUUCCGCUUCAUCCGAUGUCUCUUCGGGUAUCUUUGGUGGGGCCGCCGCCGCCUUCAGUCCCGGAAGUACACCACUCGAGCACGGGCAACUCCCAGCGACCAAACAAUUGCAGCAGCCGCCGCCGAUGGAGUUGUCGAUGAUGGUGAUGCAGCACCCAGUCCUGACGAUCUUCCCGCCUCCGCCUGUGUCUGGAAUUGCGGUCAGCGAGUUUAUGGAUGACGAACAGAUGUCUUUCUACUAG
Molecule: messenger RNA, 2019 nt
Organism: Mycena indigotica
Lineage: Eukaryota; Fungi; Basidiomycota; Agaricomycetes; Agaricales; Mycenaceae
Product: ACE1 transcriptional factor
Exons: 4
Coding region: 1-2019 (672 amino acids)
Biological process (GO): positive regulation of transcription by RNA polymerase II; intracellular iron ion homeostasis; intracellular copper ion homeostasis
Cellular component (GO): nucleus
Molecular function (GO): copper ion binding; DNA-binding transcription factor activity, RNA polymerase II-specific; RNA polymerase II cis-regulatory region sequence-specific DNA binding
Source: RefSeq, a predicted model, not a curated record